Echinops telfairi (small Madagascar hedgehog) is the source of this 1092-nucleotide messenger RNA. It is a transcript of the gene DCDC2C, whose product is annotated as doublecortin domain containing 2C. The record is from RefSeq and is a predicted model, not a curated record. Gene Ontology annotation, biological process: intracellular signal transduction. Gene Ontology annotation, cellular component: microtubule organizing center; microtubule. Lineage: Eukaryota; Metazoa; Chordata; Mammalia; Afrosoricida; Tenrecidae. The coding region runs from base 1 to 1092 and encodes 363 amino acids. The transcript is spliced from 10 exons.
AUGGGCACCCACGGGACCUACAUUCUGAUAGACACCACCCCUGCCAAGACCAUUUUGGUGUACCGCAACGGGGACCAGUAUUAUGUGGGCAAGAAGUUUGUCUUCAACCGGCGGCGGGUGGCGUCUUUCGAGGCCUUCUUGAACCAGCUGAACGAGGAGAUCGAGGUGCCCUUCGGCGUGCGGCGCAUCUACACACCCACUCAUGGCCACCAGGUCCAGGAUCUGGACACUUUGCAACAAGGGGCCAAGUACGUGGCCGCCGGUAGAGAGCGUUUCAAGAAGCUAGAUUAUUUUCACAUAGUUCCCAGAAGACCUGGAAAGAUGAGGAAGCUCAAGGAAAUCAAACCUGUGGUACACUGUGAAAUGAAUGUACCUUCCAGGUGGCGAACAUAUAAUCGAGUGUCUCGACAUAUAAAUGUUUUCACAAAUGGAAAAUUACUUAUUCCACCUGUAAAAAUAAUUAUACCCAAAUUCAGUCUAUCAGAUUGGAGUAAUGUGCUGGCUAUUAUUGGAGAAAAAGUCUUCCCUCCAGGAGGUGUGCGAAAAUUAUUUACAAUGAAUGGGCAUCUUUUGGAAAACUCGACGGAAUUGCAAGAUAAUAAUUUUUAUGUUGCAGCAGGAUUGGAGAACUUUAAACGUUUUUCUUACUGGAAGUCCUCAAAAGUUCCUAGUGACGUCCAACAAAAGUACGCCGAAAUUGAAAAACAUCCACAGAAAAAGAAGAAUGAGAAUUCCAAAGGGAAAGAACCUAGUAAACAGGAAGGCAUACCAAAUGAAGCACAAGAUUCUGUUUUCUAUGCAAAAGAAGGAAAGCAACAGACUUUGGUAGAACCUUCUGGGGCAGAAGGUGAUGUGUAUAAAGCUCGGACUGCUAACGCAGAAACCCAAGGGGCCCUAGAAGUGAAAGAAGACCAGGAUGUGAAAGUGGAAGUACCUGUGGAUCAGACACCAGCUGAGACAGUUAAAGAAGACGAAGAGUGCUGUGAUAAGACAUCAGAUUUGGAAGGCAGCGAAGUUUGUUUUUCUUCAGAUUCUAAUCUUUACAUAGGCUUUGGAAAACGUUGUGGGAUAGCACCUGCAGAUCUCAAUUGA